GAGGUGAUAGUGAGGGUACCUGCAUCUUCUGAUCAUUCUCCGCUAAAAAUUGAUCUAAAGAGAGAUGAUGGAAAUGAUACUCCAAGGGCCUUUAAGUUUUUCAAUUGUAUUGAUGAUCAUCCAGAGUUUAUCUACAGAGUACGGGGCAUUUGGAAUGGUAGGAAAACAAAUGACAUUAAGGAGGUAUGGCGAAAACUCAAGCAAGUGAGAAAUGAGAUCAAACAUCUGAAUAAUGUUGAGUUUAGAGGAGUAGCUGACAGAGUAAAAGAUAUAAGGAAUAAGUUACAACAGGUGCAAGAGAAUAUGAAUGAUCCAACCAAAGUGACAUCAUAUAGGCAGCUGGAAUGGGAAUUGCAGUCACAACUAGAAAAAUGAAGUAUGAUUGAAGAUAGUAUAAUGAAAUAAAAGUCCAGAGUUCAUUGGUUGAAGCUGGGAGAUGCUAACAUUUCAUAUUUCUUUGCACAUAUAAAGAAUCGUGUGGCUUAUAAUACUAUAACAAGUCUCAUGAAUGGUGAAGGCAAUGUAAUGUCUUCACAUGAAAAAAUUGAGAGGGAAGUAAAGGUAGUGUAUAAGGAGUUGCUGGGAGAAUCAGCAGUUGCUUUGCCAAGUGUUAAUGGACUAAUCAUGAAGAAUGGGCAGACUCUAGAUAGAGAUCAACAAUUGCAUUUGGUAGCAGUAACAAUUUAUAGUAAUGUAUUCUCCUAUAAAUUGCACAUCUGUCACUUUAAUCCCCAAAGUGGAUAACCCAAAUUGGGGAAUAUAGACCAAUAUCUUGCUGCACAACAAUAUAUAAAAUCAUAUCAAAGGUUUUAACAAGAAGGAUGCAGAAGGUGGUGAACUCAAUUGUAGAUGACAACCAAUCAACUUUUGUUUCGGGUAGAGGUAUUAGUGAUAACAUCAGUUUGAGUCAUGGGUGAAGGGGUAUUGAAGGAAAGGCAUUUCAGCAAGAUGUAUGAUGAAAGUGGAUAUGAAGAAAAUAUAUGAUUCACUAGAAUGGAGCUUUUGGUAGAAUAUGUUGUGGGAGCUUAAAUUUCCAACAGUGGUAAUCAGGUGGAUAAUGCAAUGUGUUACUACUGUUACCUAUACAAUCAUGAUCAAUGGGAAGUCAACUAAGCCAUAUAAGGCAAAGAAAGGAGUUAGACAAGGGGAAAGUUAGAUUUGUUAGGUGUCUGCAUGACUGUUUUCAAAUGUUCUCUCAGGCUUCUGGAUUGGUGGCAAAUGCUGGUACGAGUAGUAUACAUUUUGGAGGGGUGAAGAUGACUAUUCAAGAACAUAUAUUACAAGAGCUGAAAUUUGUCAAAGGGGAGCUACCUUUUAGGUAUCUUGGAGUGCCCUCUAGUACUAAACGAGUUUCCAUAGUGCAAUGCAAACCACUCAUUGAUAAAAUACUUGGGAGGAUUACAAGCUGGACAACAAGAUUCCUAUCAUAUGCUGACAGAGCACAACUAGUAAACAAUGUUUUGUUUGCUAUUCAAAUAUUUUGGGCUCAAGUGUUUGCAUUGCCAAAGAACAUUAUACAAGAAAUCGAGUCUAUAUGGAAGAGGUUUCUAUUGUCAGAAAAUGUUGAUUUAUUAAAAAUAGCACUAAUCGCUUGGGAGAAAUUAUGCAAGCCCAAAUAAAAUGGAGGUUUGAAUUUCCUCAAUAUCUAUACCUGGAACAAAGCUGCUCUUGGGAAGCUACUAUGUAACUUGUGCAAGAAAAAAGACAAAUUGUGGGUGCAUAGUCUACUAUAAGAUGAGAGGUGAUAUGGAUAAAGUGGACUAGAUGAAGUUGGUAUGGGCAAAUUUUGGAGCUCGUAAAUGGUUGUUUAUAAUGUAUAUUGCUCUGAAUAGGAGAUCACUGACCAGAGACAGAUUGACACAAUGGGGAUUAGCUGAUGAAGUAACAUGUCCACUCUGUUAGGUGUCAGAUGAAGAUAUUGAUCAUCUUUUCUUCCAAUGUUCUUAUGUUGGAAGUGUAUGGUCUAAACUAUUGGUUUUGCAAGGUGUUCGGAGGCAAAACCUGAACUGGCAGGAGGAAGUUCGAUAUGCAUGAGAAGGAAAAAUAGUAUGAUGCAGGCAUACAGAGUGACACUUGCAGGCGUAUUAUAUUGUUUGUGGAUACAACGGAACUGUAGAAUAUUUCAAAAGAAACAAAGGCCACUGGAAAGCAUUAUUCGACAAGUCAUCCAAGAAGUUCAUGGGCGAGGUUCCCAGCAACCUAGUAGAUUAAAAGAACUUAAUAUAUAUCCCUGAUUUUAAAGAGUAAUAGUUAGAUAGGGAUGGUAUGUGUUAGGAGUAUUAGCUAAACUUGGGGCUGAUUGUCCAAGUUGGCUGGGAUUUUAUUUUGUAAAGCUCUUUGGUAAAUCAAAUUUUUUAAUCACCAAAAAAAAAUGUUUGUCUUGUAUCUUGAAUACAAUAUCCACGCAUUCAAGUUCUCCGACAUAUUGUUAUCAAUAGAGUCACAUCUACUAUGUCAUUUGAAGUACCUUUUGCACCAUCUUUCUGAAUUGUAAUACAAAAAACCAUUCAAGCACCCUCUUCUCAACUUCUUCAAAGCCUUUAUGUAGUCCCUCAAUUCAACUUCAAAUAAAGAUUUUGCAAUCUUUCAGAAAAUAUUUCUUCUCUAUUUCCUUCUAAUUUUUGCACCAAUUCAUAAGAACAUGCCUGGCACACAUUCUAUGUUCACUAAGUGAUAAUGAAUCUGACACUUCAAUUUCCAAU
Solanum pennellii is the source of this 2702-nucleotide messenger RNA. RefSeq lists its product as uncharacterized. The record is from RefSeq and is a predicted model, not a curated record. NCBI's taxonomy places the organism in Eukaryota, Viridiplantae, Streptophyta, Magnoliopsida, Solanales, Solanaceae. Bases 1098 to 1619 code for a protein of 173 amino acids. The transcript is spliced from 2 exons.